Molecule: messenger RNA, 7014 nt
Organism: Haliotis rufescens (red abalone)
Lineage: Eukaryota; Metazoa; Mollusca; Gastropoda; Lepetellida; Haliotidae
Product: palmitoyltransferase ZDHHC18-B-like
Exons: 14
Coding region: 395-1849 (484 amino acids)
Biological process (GO): protein targeting to membrane; peptidyl-L-cysteine S-palmitoylation
Cellular component (GO): endoplasmic reticulum; Golgi apparatus
Molecular function (GO): protein-cysteine S-palmitoyltransferase activity
Source: RefSeq, a predicted model, not a curated record
UCGGUUUAUUUGUCUGUCACGAAGUGUCCUCACGUCUAGGAAAGCGUGACGGCAGCCAAUAGCCAAGUCAUUGCAGUUGACAGUGUAUCCAUGCUUAUCCAAAACGUUUCUAUAUGAGGAUCAUUUAUUUCAAUACUGGCCAUACCUGUGUGACAGGUGCAUGAUUUAAAUUACCAAUGUGCCCAUUAUGUUUGAAGCCAUGUGUCUUAGAACUUGAUUCCGUGUCAACGUAAUGGGCGGACUUGAAAUGAGGAGUAUUUCCCAAUAGGUUACCGGUCUAUGGUGGUCCGAGAAGGCUGUGUUUUGUGUUGUGAACAUGUGGGGCUGUGUGAAUGUACAAGUUACGCAACACAUGAGAGUAAUGGAUUAGAGCUGGAAUAGACACACCUGUCCGAUGGCUGCUCGUGUGCAUGCAGCAGACGUGGAGUCUCCGUCAAAACAUAUUGACGAAGAUAAGGAUAAAAUGGCGAAAAAAGUGAGAAGAUGGGAAGUAUUUCCAGGAAAAAAUAAAUUUCACUGCAACGGAAGAAUCAUGAUGGCCAAACAAACUGGAAUCUUCUACUUGACUUGCACCUUAAUCAUCGUCACAAGUGGACUGUUCUUUGCGUUCGACUGUGUGUAUCUGGCUGUGGAAGUUACGCCAGCAAUUCCCGCCAUUGGAGGGGCCUUGUUUAUAUUCGUCAUGGCAACAUUAUUCCGAACAAGCUUCAGUGAUCCUGGAGUUAUCCCGCGGGCAACACCGGACGAAGCUGCCGAGUUAGAGAAACAAAUGGAGGUCCCCAAUGCCAGCUCCCCUGGGACGUACCGCCCUCCGCCCCGCACCCGUGAGGUGGUGGUCAAGGGACAGGUUGUCAAGCUCAAGUACUGCUUCACAUGUAAAAUAUUUCGCCCCCCUCGGGCUUCCCACUGCAGCCUUUGUGAUAAUUGCGUUGAGCGCUUCGACCAUCACUGUCCCUGGGUGGGCAACUGUGUUGGCAAGAGAAACUAUCGCUAUUUUUACCUCUUCAUCCUGUCCCUGUCAAUACUGUGUAUUUACAUAUUUGCCUGCGUGCUUACACAUCUCAUACUGAGAGCCCAGCACGAUAACUUCCUCAAUGCGAUGAAAGAAUCACCAGCAAGUGUGAUCGAGGCAGUGAUCUGCUUCUUCUCUGUGUUCUCUGUUGUUGGCUUGGCGGGCUUUCACUCUUACCUUGUCUCUACCGAGCUAACCACAAAUGAAGAUAUAAAGGGUUCAUUUACAGCCAAGAGGGGCCAAGAAAACUUCAAUCCCUACAGCAAGGGCUCAAUAUUUAGGAACUGCAUGACAGUUCUUUGUGGACCAACCCCUCCGAGUUUGCUAGAUCGUCGUGGCUACGUGGUGCCGGACAGUUCCCAGGUGCAUACAGCUGACGGAGAGCUGCCUGUGAAGGAGAGUAACGCUGUCAAUGUGCGGCACGAGUACUAUGGCUCAACCAAUAUCACACAACAGAAGACAAACAGCACUGGCACCAACACGGCGGGGGAGCCGGUCGUGGUCCCAGACAACAUGGGGAGCAACGCCCCCGUCACCAAGCAUGACAUGAUCAGCUAUCAGGGGCCCGACGGCACAAUCAACAACAAACUUCCACCAAUAAAUGGCAUGGGGCCACCAACAUGUGCAGGACGAAAGAACCACAUUUGGGACAUGACGUUAAACCAACUCAACUUUUCUGCUUGGCAAGGUAUGACUGACGGAAAAUAUGGGGUAGCUCCAGUGACCACAGUGAACAUGCAGCCCUCGUACACGACAGACGACAUCAAAGUGGUCAGCUCCAACAACGCCCACGACAACAAGCACGUCAUGUCCAGGGGGUGCAGCACAGACUUCUGAUGUCCAUGACAUAUUUAAUGUAUUUCAUUACUAUUGGUGUCUAUGACAAGAGAUGUAUAUGUCACCAUCUUGUCUUUAUUGGCUGUCAAUCAUAAAUUCUGACACUCAUUUCAUUGUAAAAAAAUCUGUUUCUGGAAAAAUAUUUAUUUUUAAAUUUUUUUCAGUCUGCAUAUUGAUAUUUGAAAUUGGAAAGUUAUAUCGAAUAGUUUAAGUUUAGUCGAUGUCAGUUUGGGAUUAACUUGGUAGUAGGUGACACGUCCUUGAUGGAUUAUUUUAGGGUUGUUGUGUUAAUAUCCGUUUGUAUUAUUGUGUAUAUUAUGUUUUACGAUUGUAUAUGUCUUGUUUAAAAAUCUCAGAUAUUUUUUAUCUAGUCAGGAACAGGGAUUAACGUGGUUGUCCUGUGUAACUGUAUAUAAGAUAAAAUCACCAGAUAAGAUAUUUAACAUUUACCCCUGGAUGCUUAAAUUUGAAUUCUAUUUUCACAUUUAGAACCAGAAACAGAUUUUUAUCAUCCAUAGCAAAUUUCAUAACAUCAACAUGUAAUUAAUAUCAGGUUCAUUUGGUAUUAUAAGUUAUUCUUGAUAUAUAUUCAGAGUACCAACUUGAUGCAUGUUUGUUCAUAUUAAUGUUACAAGCUUUCUACACGUCAUGUCAGAAAUCUUAAAGGUCAUGCACACUUCAGUUUUCACAGUGGUUUAAAUCAUCACCAAAGAAUGUUGUGUAUCCAUAUUCCCAUAUCUAUAUAUGAUAUCAAUGUUCUAUGUAAAUAAUUUGUAAAUCUGGAAUAAUCUGGCAACGCCUUGUCUUGGGUGAAGAAUUACAAAGCAUUGAUUUGCACCAUGUAAAUGUUUUCUUUUGAACAUAGACUUUUCUGGUUUUAGUGAUGUAUGUUCCUAAAAUCAGUGUUUGCUUGUAGAAAAGUCCAUGUGUCUUACCUUUGUAGGUUAAUUAGCACAGACAACAAUCAAAUGUAUGAGUAUUCUUGGUGGAUAUGUGUCUUAUAUAUUGAGUGUCCUGAUCAGAGGGUAGAUAUGUUGAACAUGAUCCUAGGUCGUAGAAACACUGUACAUAUCACUGUUGCAAUUCUGUAGGAAUUAGUGGUGCAUUUAAUUCCUGCUAGCAUAUAUUUUGCUUAUAAAUUGCACUGAAGUCCUGCUGAAUCUGUUAUCAUCCUUUAAACAAUUUAUAACUUAUUAAUCAGAAUCAAUCGCAGUGUAUUCCAUCAUUGUAUCUUACAGAGUAUCAUUUUAGAAAUAUCCAUGACUUGAUUUUUUUAAGAAAAGUGAAAAUGCAAAUACUUUCAUUCACAUGUUUUUGUUGGCAUUUAUCACCACUACCCCUGGACUGGCGAAGAAGGAUGUUGGGAUGAGCUUCCAGUGCUGCGUGCGGAAGUGUGUGGAGUUUAUCUCUAGGAGUAGAGACAUGUCUGAUGUUGCAGUGUAGCCAUGGCGAUAGUUUGUUUUUCUGUUUGUUCAUGGCCUCAAGUACAUGUAUAUUGAAACCAAAAGUUUCAUCAUCAAGUUGAUGAUGCAGGGUAAGGAUGUUUUAGAGAGGUAAAUAUUUGUUUGGUCUGUACAGCAUCUGGUUUUAGAAGUUUUAUGAAUCUAUCAAGAUAACAGGAUAACAGAAAAGUGAUCUUGUCCUGGAUAAACUAAGUUGCCAUACUAGCUAAUGAGUCUGAAUUUAUUUUCAUCCUACCGAGAAAAGUAGCAUGGGUUUCAGUUUUUUUUUACAAUAAACCUGAGAAACUAUUUUCAAUUGAAUUUCAAUUGUGUGGGUAACUCGCAGAGAGCAGGUUGCAGAAAAUGGUGGCCAUUUGUAAUGUUGAUUUACAGGUUCCACGAAACGUUAUCUGUCAACUGUGACAUCCCACCAGAGGCUAGUCUGUAAAAGUGAGAAAAUGUUAUUUUAUUUUAUUUAUGAAUUUCUGUUUGGAAGUGUUUUUGAAAUCAGAUUUGAAACUUUCUUCAAUUUAUUGAAAGAAGUCUUAAAAAAUGCAACAUCACUGUUUUUGCGAUUUAGGAUUUGAUGGAUCUGUCUGCUAAGAAACUUCAGAAAUGAUAAGAGAUUUGUCUGCACUUAAUAUGUCUAUGUCUGGUAGAGAUAUCAGUUUCUUGUGCAAUUUUGAUGCAAUAGAACUAAAAGUUAACAGCAAAAGUGUCUGCAAGGUAUUGUCCAUUCAUGGAAAUAGUUAUUGAUUUCAAAAGCUAGCAUAUGUCAUUGUAGCGCUUUCGAUGGCAAUCUCACUGAUAUUUAUUGAAAUCCAUUGCCCUUCACUCAGGUUAAAAAUUUAUGAAUUCAUAUUUCAAUAUAGUUCUUUCCAAAUCAUUUCUAUUCAAAUUGCUCAGCCUAGAACAUUUUGCAUUUCCUUUAUCUUCAAAAAAAAACAUUUACCUGAGAAUGUCCUCAUGGUUCACUGACCUACAUUAAAAAAAAAAAAAUUAAAACAUUCCAUUUUCUAUAUAACCAUUUGUUGAUAUAUUAGCGAUGGACAACAACCUGUAGCUAGUUGUACCAAUCAUCUAGUUAGAGCAUGGUGCUUUGACAACUGCAUCUGUAGCCUUUGUCACGAUAUUACAACUGAUUAAUGUGGCAUAGAAAUGUUCCAAGCUAACUCUGGACAAACUAAACAUAUUAUCUUAUACUGAAAUGUUUAUGUUAAUAUCAUGUUGCUGGCUGGCUUUAGACUUGACAAUUAUCAAACAAUUUGUAUAUUACAAAUGGUAGUUAUGUCACUUGAGUGUUAAACCUCUAUGUUCUUGAGUCCGAGUGAUCGAUCUCCAGUAUAUAUGUUGUGUAUACAAUGCGGAUCCCGCUGCCAUGUGUACACAUGUCCUCGAUAACGACCUGUGUCGUUUGAGCUGUAACUAUCACUGGAUGUUUAUCAUCAAGUUGAUGACUAACCGUCUCCUAAGCCUUAAAUAUAUGUACGUGGCAAGUGUAGAGACUCGACACGAGGAUAGGGUUGGGGAGCUUACAUUUCAGGCAUUUUGAAAGGAUAACAUAAGUAUAGAGAGUUGUUACAAAUCUGUAAGUCACUGGUUUAGUUUGAUUCACAAUAGGAUCGAGGGCUUAUGUUUGACAAACAAGGAAACCCUAUGGACCAGACAAUUCUGUUCUUGUUUAAAACAUUUUCAAAGCCAACAAACUGGGUUUGAUAGGUGUUCAGUUACCAAGAAGACAGGCAGUGUAAUGUUAUGAUCUCAGAAUUCAGGUUAUUUGUUUUAAAUAAAAUAUAUUUGAAGAUCUAUAUAUUUUCCUAAAAAGUCUAAUUCAACCUGCUUUUGUUUGGAUCCACAAUGUUUGUAGUUUUGUCUUUUGUACACUUUUGAGAAAUCUAGAUAGACUCAUCAGCAAGAAUAAGUAUCACCCAACAUUUGGAUGUAGGACUUUGAGGCUCUGCACCGGAAUUGAGAUUAAAUUAUAAUUGAAAUUGAACUUUAUUACUGUCACAGGGAGUCUUGAAAAAUUAAAAGUCGUCUUUUCAACCUUGUACUGACACAGUUUCUCUCGAUAAAGGCUCCUUAAAGUCUGAUUUUCAGAAAUCACCUUGAAAUAUAUAUACCUCUCAAUUGCAGGGUUUGGGUUUAUUAAUUUUAAUCAAAAUGUGAUAGUCUAUGUAUCAUCAGUAUUGGUAGUCUGUGUUUCACCUAACAGUUAUUUUAUCGAGAGGUAACAUACAUAUGUGAGUGUGAGCUGAUGAUCAAGAGGCUCAGGUGACUGGCUGAUAGGCCGUCUCCAUGCUGAAGCCCCCUGUAUCGUCAGCGACCAUCUCCUCAAGUCCAGUGCGAUGCAUGCUGUACAUGAUUAACAUGAUAAUGUGCCACAUCCUAGACUUGGUCCUAUAAUAAAUAGAUAUUGUGACACAUACUUCCUGUGUUGCUCAGGCUUGACUCUGACCAGCUGUAGAAAAUACUGUUCCCCAUGUAUAACUGCCCGCUUCUAGUGGUGUUGUCACAUUCAGCUCGUUCCGUUGCAAGUAAGAAAAUUUCAAGUUUUGUGUGUGGAUGUUAUAUGAUAUUUUGCAUUUGUCAGUGCUUAAAUCCAGCAGUUCAUGUCUUUGUGAAGUAGAGCCCAGAAUUCUUUUCAAAUUGAUGGUCAAACCAGGGGAGAUAAAUCAGAGUUGAAAACAUCUGAUGUAGCGAGAGUCUUUUAAAGCAUAUUCUGCUGCCUUUGUUACUUAAGUUCUUCAUUGCUGGAAUGGCUGGACGGAAGAAUGUUGUCACUCUGAUUGCCAGAACUCUAGAGACUUCAUGCAAAUUUUCAAACCUGGAAGAAAUCAUUCAAUAGGCUUCAGUUUUCAUUCAGGAUUGGGAUGAUUUAGAUUUCCUUUUUAACAAAUGCACAGAUUGAAGAUAUUUCAAAGCAACAACAAUGAACAUUGUAUUUGUAGAAUUAUAUUUCUAGUUUGAGCCAGUAAGUCUGUUUACAAUGUGAUUGAAAAGCUUGGACGAGGUAAAAGUAUAUGUAUAAAGAAGUUUCUCUGAUAUAAAGAUUGGUGAUAGAGGUAAAUUAGCAUAAUUCAAAAUGUAUUCAAGCUCAACCAAUCAAAAUAUGUCAGUGCAUAAGAUACAUUUUACUGAACAAUGUUUAAUCGAUAUGAAAUGUUACCAAUUUUCAAGAGAAUUGUGUUGUCAUUUUAUUGAUAGCUUUAUAACAUAAUAUUAUCAUGAUCUAUCUGAUCUCAAUUUUAAUUAAUGUUUGAUUAUUUUUUGUAUCAGUGAUUUUAACAAUGACUGAGUCAUAACAAUAAAUACAUGUCCGCUUAGUAGUCACAGAGGAGUUUGUUAUCCAGCGUUAUCUAACCUGUUGAUUUGUUACAAUAAUUAUCUUUAAUCUUCAAAUAUAUAAGGAUAUUAAAAUGUGGUAGUUUUGCUGCAGUCAAGUAUUUAGGUGGUAUGUUCAAGAGAUAAUAGUAGUUCCUGAAAUGUAACAAUACUGGAAUUUUGACAUAAAGGAUUAUUGUAUUGUAGAAAGAAAAUAGCAUAUGAAAAAUAUUUUGAGCCAUGAGUGAACAUAUCAGCCAAAUACAGUGUUUGUCUGUGCUCCUGUUGUAGUGGAUCCCCUGUACAUGCUCCGGCUCGUCUGUUUGUGCAAGUGUGAAUGAAACACAUACCUGUAUUUUCUACAGCUUUUGUGAAUAAAAAUUUGAUUUUGAUUUUGAA